AUGGAUCUUAUAGCUAUACAAAAUGGGUAUUUUCUAGUCCGUUUCGCAUCGGUGGCUGAUUAUGAACACGCAAGAUUCGAAGGUCCAUGGACGGUUUUAGAUCACUGUCUUGCGGUUAAGGAUUGGGAACCGGACUUUGAUCCUAUGCGUGAUCAAACCCAGCGACUUCUGGUUUGGGUUCACUUUCUAUGCUUACCAAUCGAGUAUUAUGAUUAUGAGUUCUUGAUGCGGGUGGGAGAUAUCAUUGGAACAACAAGGAAGGUUGAUCAUGCGACAAGCAUGGCAUCUAGAGGACUCUUUGCGAGAGUGUGUGUAGAAGUUGACAUAACAAAGCCCCUCCUCGCAAGGUUUACAUUAAGGAAUAAAAUGAGAACGAUCGAGUACGAAGGUCUCCAUCUUGUGUGCUUCAGGUGUGGAAUGGUGGGGCACUGGAAGGAGACUUGCAAACUGGCACAGCCGCAAGAAACAGAAGAGUCGCCUAAGACAGAGAGUGGUGGAACGGAGAACACCGGCGACCCAACGGCGGAGAUGAGACAAGGCCCCACAUGGAAAGCUGCUGAUGGAAAGGCGGAUAACCAGGGAUACAGAAGAUUUGCGGGAGACAAAUAUGGAAGCUGGAUGAUUGCGAUGAGGAAACCAAGGAAUUUCCAAAACCAGGGCAAUCAUAGAAAGUCUAACGGGAGAAAUUCUGGUGUAAAUGGAGAAAAUUCAAAAGGAAGGUCUGGAGGGAAUCAAGGAGGAAAUGGUAAGAAUUUCAAUAAGGAAGGUUUCAAGAUAUGGGAUAACUCGAGGUAUGGGGUCUUGGACAACUUGGAGGACGAGAAUGAGGAGACAAACGAAGAGGCUUUUACGGAGAUGGACGGAACGGAUGGUUCAACAGGAACCACUCUUGCCGGGAGAGAAACUGACAACCACACGGUGGUUCGAGGGUAUGAGAAGGGGUCGAGGGUGGAGAAAACAAUAAUUAAUGAAGAAGGUAGCAUGAUAGAAGUUCAACACACCCAGGAAGAGGCCGGAGAACACCACCAGGACCCACCGGAUGGGGGUAUUCCGAUGGAUAGCGGAGGAAAUGAGGAUCCUAUGAUGGAUGUUGAGUUCACCGAGGGACAGUCCUCGGAGGGGGCUGCGUCUAGCGGGUUUAGACGAGCCCUUCUUCUCCUCGUUAAUAAUGUUAAGGCUAAUUUGAUUGGCCUGGUUGAACCUAGAAUCUCCGGCAGUGCUGCGGAUAGGGCAUGCAGGAGCUUUGGUUUUGAUAACUGGAUUCGAGUUAAAGCGGUCGGCUUUAGCGGGGGCAUUUGGCUUUUGUGGCGAAACAACAUCAACGUGGAGGUCAUGGCGACUAAUCCGCAAUUCAUUCUAACCAAAGUUAGCAAAGGAAAUGGGACGGUGGGGCUGGUUUCGUUCGUCUACAGCAACCCGUCACACCACUUCCGGAAAAAACUUUGGAACAGUUUAUCUAUUGAUAAUUUCUCCUUAAACGAAGAGUGGAUUUCGGUAGGGGAUUAUAAUGCAGUGACAUGCAUGGAAGAUGUCAGCAACAAGGACAACUUCCAUAAUCACCGAUGUGCAGGUAUGAACCAUUGGAUUUUUAAAGAGGGCCUGAUUGAUAUGGGCUUUGUUGGUGGCAGGUACACAUGGACGAGAGGACGAGAUAGCUCUACGUUCACGGGAGCAAGACUUGACCGUGCGCUUUGCAAUUUAGAAUGGAUAACCAAGUACCCAAACACGAAGGUGGUUCACUUGCCGAGAGUGUGCUCAGACCAUUCCCCUUUGCUCAUUGACUUAGGCCUUUCAACAGAAGUACAGAGGAGUCGCACGUUUCACUACCAGGCUACAUGGAGCAGUCAUCCGGACUUCAACAAUAUAAUCUCUCAAUGCUGGAAUGGAGAUAGAACAGUGAGAGAGAACAUUUCGAAUAUGCAGGCCACGUGUGCGAACUGGAGCAGAGAGAUAUUUGGAAACAUAGACCGGAGGAAACACAAAAUGUUAGCACGGAUCAAGGGCAUACAAACAAUUAUGGAUAGCAAACCUCAUAAUGGUCUCAUCAAGCUCGAGAGGAAAUUACGAUUGGAACUCUAA
Molecule: messenger RNA, 2079 nt
Organism: Ipomoea triloba (trilobed morning glory)
Lineage: Eukaryota; Viridiplantae; Streptophyta; Magnoliopsida; Solanales; Convolvulaceae
Exons: 3
Coding region: 1-2079 (692 amino acids)
Molecular function (GO): zinc ion binding; nucleic acid binding
Source: RefSeq, a predicted model, not a curated record